Molecule: messenger RNA, 2451 nt
Organism: Grus americana (Whooping crane)
Lineage: Eukaryota; Metazoa; Chordata; Aves; Gruiformes; Gruidae
Gene: HTR6
Product: 5-hydroxytryptamine receptor 6
Exons: 3
Coding region: 872-2179 (435 amino acids)
Biological process (GO): chemical synaptic transmission; G protein-coupled receptor signaling pathway, coupled to cyclic nucleotide second messenger
Cellular component (GO): membrane; dendrite
Molecular function (GO): G protein-coupled serotonin receptor activity; neurotransmitter receptor activity
Source: RefSeq, a predicted model, not a curated record
GAGACACCUUCCCACACUCCUGCGUGUUGUAUCUCCCUCCUCACAGACGAGCUUGGCUGGGAGCAUCCCCGGACUCGCCUCAGGGCUGCUCUGCCUCUCCCUGCUGGCUCUGGCUGCAGCAGCAGCAGAGCUCAGGCACUGAGGAGCUUGGGGGGGGGGGCGCUGCCCCAGGGGACAGAGCUCCGCAGGUAGCCAAGCUCCGCUGAGGGGGCGAGAGCUGAGCAUUGGGGGUCCGGAGCAUCCCCAGCAUCUGGAGCAUCCUGGAGUCCAGAGCAUCCCCGGCAUCCGGCGCAUCCUGGGUCCAGAGCAUGCCUGGCAUCUGAAGUGUCCUGAGAUCCAGAGCAUCCCAGCAUCCAGAGUAUCCCGGGUCCCGAGCAUCCCUGGCAUCUUUAGUAUCCUGCAUCCAGAGCAUCCUGGGGUCCAGAUUAUUCCCUGAUCCAGAGCAUCCCGCCAUCCAGAGCAUCCCCGGCAUCUCGAGCAUCCCCGGCAUCUCAAGCCUCCCAGCAUCCAGAGCAUCCCAAGCCUCCCUGUGUCCAGAGCAUCCCCAGCAUCCAGCAGCAGUGUCCAGGGACAUCCCAGCUCAGCAGGAUUUGCAGGGACAAGGAAAUGCCUGGCUGCGAGUAACGGGGAGGGAAACCUUGCUACUGCUGAUCGGCUCCUGGGAAUGUCACUCUGCCCUGAUUGCCAGUGAAGAGAGGGUGGGGGAAGAGAGGGAGAGGAGGAGGAGAGGAGAAAGGAGGACGGACACAGAGUGGAGAUGGAGACAUGGUAUUUCUUCCCCUGGAGGUGGCUCUGGCGAUGAUCACCUAGCACAAGUCACGGCUGGAGAAGGUCCCCCUGCUCCGGAGCCAGCCCUGCUGCCCGGCUCCUCAUGGAGGCUGAUCUGGGGGCCCCGAACGCCAGCGUGCUGGGGGACCGCUCGCUGCUGGUGGGGAGCAGCUGGGUGGCCGCUUUCCUCUGCUUCAUCAUCCUGCUGACCACGGCAGGUAACUUCCUACUCAUCCUCCUCAUCGUCACCCAACGCUCCCUCCGCAACACCUCCAACUACUUCCUGGUGUCCCUCUUCAUGUCUGACCUGAUGGUGGGGCUGGUGGUCAUGCCCCCAGCCAUGCUCAACCAGCUCUACGGCCGCUGGGUGCUGCGGGGCGACUUCUGCUCCCUCUGGUACUCCUUCGAUGUCAUGUGCUGCAGCGCCUCCAUCCUCAACCUCUGCGUCAUCAGCUUAGACCGCUACCUGCUCAUCAUCUCCCCCCUCAAAUACAAGCUGCGAAUGACCUCCUGCAGGGCCCUCUGGCUCAUCCUGGCCACCUGGACCUUGGCUGCACUGGCCUCCUUCCUGCCCAUCAAGAUGGGUUGGCACGAGCUGGAGUUUGAGGUCUGGUCCCCAAAUGUCACCUCCCGGGGGGAUGAGGACCAGUGCCGGCUGCUGGUCAGCUUGCCCUACGCCUUGGUGGCCUCCUGCCUGACUUUCUUCCUCCCGUCCGCCGCCAUCUCCUUCACCUACUGCCGCAUCCUCCUGGCAGCCCGCAAGCAAGCGGUGCAGGUGGCUUCCCUCGCCUCCAACGUGGCCACCGCCACCGCCGACGAGACCACGCCACAGGUUCCCCGCGCCCCGAGUCAGCCCGUGGCCGGCAGCGAGAGCAGGAGGUUCACCAACAAGCACAGCAAGAAGGCGCUGAAGGCCAGCCUGACGCUGGGCAUCCUCCUGGGCAUGUUCUUCGUGGCUUGGCUCCCCUUCUUCGUCACCAACGUGAUGCAGGCAGUCUGCAGCUGUGUCCCAGCCGGCUUCUUCGACGUGCUCACCUGGCUCGGGUACUGCAACAGCACCAUGAAUCCCAUCAUCUACCCGCUCUUCAUGAGGGACUUCAAGAGGGCCAUGGGCAAAUACCUGCCCUGCUGCCGGCGCUCGGGGGAGCCCCGUCCCAGUGCCAUCUCCCUCUCCAUGAGGAACUCCCACAGCGGACCCCGCGCCGCCACGUCCCUCAAGAACGUCCUCACCUUGCAGGCCGAGACCGACUCGGUCGACUCCGGGGCACUGGGGAACGAACACAGCCUGUUGCCGGUUGGCAAUGGAUCCCGAGUUCUCCCGGCCUCCGGCACCCAUUUGGCCAACCUUUUCGACGCAGAGCCCCCGGACACGGAGCUGCAGCCCAAGCAGCUCAGCACCCCCGUGGCCUGAGCGAGGGCAUCCGUGGGGGAGAUGCCGACGGGGGGUUAUGGACCUCCGUGUGCUGGGAAGGAUCCCCCAACCCGAUGCAAACUCUUCAGAGGGCUGAUUUGCCACAGGACAUCUCUCUGCCCACGCGUGGCUGCUCGAAACUCUCUUCAAAUGCAACAUGAAGACGACGUCGUCACCGAGCACUUCUGCGGGUAGGUGUAAACAGUGCAAAGCCAGGUUUUACUGCUGACUUAAUCUGCCUUGUUUCUCUCUCUUUCCAUCCCUUUGCUCAC